CUAUUCUGUGGCAGACACUCUUUUGCGUCGUCUAUACUGAGACCAACAUCCCCUCAACCUUCCAUUUGCUCGUCCCGUUUGAGUACGAACACACCUUUUCCUAUAUCAAAAAGGAACUUAAUUACGGUACAUUAUUGCCCCAGCCUCUCACAUCCAUCACAUAGUGGACAGACUGGUCAAAGCAUGAAACAGUGACUUGUAGCUGCCCGUCGCAAACAUCUCACCUCAUCCAGAAUGUCCUUAUUGAUAGUGUGCCUCUGGGCAGGGCUUAUGUUGUCCAUUCCUCGUCCCAGUUGCCAAUCAUGCACCAUCGGCUCAGCCAAUGAGUGCAAAGAGGCAGAAUUUGCUCCUGGAACCAACCUAGCAGGGGAAGGCUUUGACAUCACCAAAAUGAAACGCAAAGGAGCCUUUGUCAUUGACAUGAACGUGUGGAAACGCAAAGACAAGACCUGCACCCUCUGUAAGAAUCCCUAUCUGGAAGGGAAACAACAGAGGCUUCCUUUGGCAGUGGUGGAUUGGAGACCAAACCACCAGUGUAGUAUGAAAGUGUCCAGUAAACUCCAUCGCUCCAGCGAGUCUCUCGUCAGCUCCAGUGGCUCUUCUGUGGAGAAUAACUGGCAGGUCAAUCUAGAGUUAGAGAAGGGAUCAAAAAGUGGGAAGAUUAUGCUCGCUGGAACCAACUCCAAAUUGGCUGAGUACUCCAUGGAGAAAACCAAGAGUGACAAGUUCAGUUUCACAAGCCACAGUGUGUCCUGCGGGUAUUACAGCUAUCGAGUAUCUGGCCAGCCCAAGUUACACAAAGAAUUCAAGACAGCAGUGAAGAAUCUCCCCAAAAUAUAUCAACAAGAAAACAAACAACGUUAUUACAAGCUUAUUGAUAACUUUGGCACGCAUUACAUUACCAAGGUGAGCCUGGGUGGAACGGUGCAGUCUGUGACCAGUAUCAAGCAGUGCCAGGCCAGCCUGCAGGGUCUCAGUGCGGAGGAGGUGAAGAUGUGUCUGGAUGUGGAGGCGUCUGCCAGUGUGGGUGACAGCAACAGCUUGAAGACUGAGUUCAAGCACUGCCAGGAGGAUAAGUCUAAGACAGAGAGCAAGGCCAGCUUCUCCAGUGUCUUCAAUGAUAGGUUCACAGAGGUGAAAGGUGGCCACACCACAGAACCAGAGCUCCUCUUCUCUGCUGAUAAAUAUCCCGCCUCCUACAAGGAAUGGCUGAACUCCCUACCACACUAUCCGGACAUCGUCUCCUAUUCGCUGGAAUCUCUCCAUGAGUUGCUGCCCACCACCAACCCAGCUCGGAAGCACUUGCGCAAGGCCAUCAGCGACUACAUCCUGGAGAAGGCCUUGUGGAAGAACUGUUCUGAACCCUGUCAAACUGGCAUCAAAAGUGACCACAGAGACUCCUGCGUCUGCAGCUGCCACAACAUCCCCGGGGUGAGCGCCGACUGCUGCCCCACACGCAAGGGACUGGCGCGGGUGGUCAUCACUGUUCAGAGAGGGGCCAACCUGUGGGGAGACCACACCACUGCCACUGACGGCUACGUGAAGGUGGCUUUCGCAGGCCAGAUAAUCGGACGCACUAAAGUUAUCUACAACAACAACAACCCCAGCUGGGCAAUGAGCUAUGACCUGGGAACCGUGGAUCUGUCAACCAGUAAGAAGCUGAGAUUUGAGGUGUGGGACGAGGACGACAAGUGGAAUGACGACCUGUUAGGAGAAUGUGAGAAGGAGCUGACAGCCGGGGUGAAGGAGGAUCUCUGCAACCUCCAGCAUGGCCAAAUGUUCUACAAGUGGGAGGCGGUGUGUGCCCCCAGUCUAGGUGGCUCCGCCUGUAUGGACUAUGUGCCCUCCCCUAUGAAUCCCCACCUGGAGAAGGUUUAUGUGUCUCGCCACUCCCGUCUCAUUCCAAAGGACAUGCUGGUGAGUAUGGGAGUCUUGUUGGACGGACCCAAUCUCCAUGGCAACAAGAGCCUCAGUACAGGGAACAGGGAGUCUGGUCGAUUUUAGAGGUAUGCAUGGUGAUCUAUGUCAAAACCCCACAUCUUUUUUCAGGUAGAUUUCUCCAACCUAAAAUAAUAAAAUAAAUGUUUUGUUAAAAUGUGUUUUGUUUUCUAUACUGUAUCUUUGAACUCCCGAGUGGUGCAGAGGUCUU
Messenger RNA from Oncorhynchus mykiss (rainbow trout), 2149 nucleotides. Its product is annotated as perforin-1-like. The record is from RefSeq and is a predicted model, not a curated record. Gene Ontology annotation, molecular function: wide pore channel activity; pore-forming activity; calcium ion binding. Gene Ontology annotation, cellular component: membrane attack complex; membrane. Lineage: Eukaryota; Metazoa; Chordata; Actinopteri; Salmoniformes; Salmonidae. Gene Ontology annotation, biological process: immunological synapse formation; defense response to virus; T cell mediated cytotoxicity.